Molecule: messenger RNA, 8518 nt
Organism: Lates calcarifer (barramundi perch)
Lineage: Eukaryota; Metazoa; Chordata; Actinopteri; Centropomidae
Gene: cnot6l
Product: CCR4-NOT transcription complex, subunit 6-like
Exons: 12
Coding region: 227-1888 (553 amino acids)
Biological process (GO): nuclear-transcribed mRNA poly(A) tail shortening
Cellular component (GO): CCR4-NOT complex; nucleus; cytoplasm
Molecular function (GO): protein binding; poly(A)-specific ribonuclease activity
Source: RefSeq, a predicted model, not a curated record
UUUUUAAUAUUAAGAAUGAGUUUAUAAACAAAUUCCCAGACAGGUGGUGAAAAGUAGGGGGUGCAUGCUGAGUGCGGACGGGUACGAGCGGAAGCCGCGUUUGUUGUUCUUCCUUCUGUUUCCGAGACGUUCAGGGUCUGAACGGGUUCAACAGCCGCGUCUGCAUGUCUCUACCAAUUCCCUCAAUAAAUCGUCAUCUACCCUCCCCGAAUGAAGAUUAACAGGUAUGCCAAAGGAAAAAUAUGAUCCUCCAGAUCCCCGCAGAUGUUACACCAUCAUGUCAGCCGAGGAGGCGGCCAGUGGGAAGAAGUCUCACUGGGCCGAGCUUGAGAUAUCUGGGCGGGUGAGGAGUCUGAGCAGCUCGUUAUGGACGCUCACUCACCUGACAGCGCUGCACAUCAACGACAACAACCUGACCCGCAUCCCACCGGACAUCGCCAAGCUGCCCAACCUGGUCUACCUGAACCUGUCGUCCAAUAAGCUCCGCAGUCUGCCCGCCGAACUGGGCAACAUGGUCUCACUCAGGGAAUUGCUUUUAAACAACAAUCUUUUGCGAGUUCUGCCUUAUGAACUUGGGAGGCUUUUCCAGCUACAAACCCUGGGGCUAAAAGGAAACCCUUUGUCCCAAGACAUCCUCAAUCUGUACCAGGAGCCUGACGGAACCAGAAAGCUUUUGAACUACAUGCUCGACAAUCUAGCAGUGCACCCAGAGCAGCUCCCCCAAAGACCUUGGAUCACUCUGAAAGAGCGAGACCAAAUGAUCCCCACAGCUGUGUUCACAGUCAUGUGCUACAACGUGCUGUGCGACAAGUAUGCCACGCGACAGCUGUACGGCUACUGUCCGUCCUGGGCCCUCAACUGGGAGUACCGGAAAAAAGGCAUCAUGGAGGAAAUCACCAACUGUGACGCCGACAUCAUCAGCCUGCAGGAAGUGGAGACAGAGCAGUACUACACCUUGUUUCUGGAAACACUAAAGGACCGCGGCUACGACGGCUACUUCUGUCCAAAGUCUCGUGCCAAACUGGUUUCUGAGCAGGAGAGGAAACACGUGGAUGGCUGUGCUGUGUUCUUCAAGACCGAGAAGUUUACUUUGGUCCAGAAACACACUGUGGAGUUCAACCAGGUGGCCAUGGCCAACUCAGAGGGCUCAGAGGUCAUGCUGAACAGAGUGAUGACCAAAGACAACAUCGGUGUGGCCGUUCUACUCGAGGUUAACAAGGACAUGUUCUCUGGUGGCAUGAAGCCGCCACAGGAGAGGCAGCUGAUCCUGGUGGCCAAUGCCCACAUGCACUGGGACCCCGAGUACUCGGAUGUUAAGUUGAUCCAAACCAUGAUGUUUCUGUCAGAGCUGAAGAGCAUCGCAGAGAGGGCCUCGGGCUCUGUGGCAACUGGCUCGCCAACCUCCGACCCCUCCUAUAUCCCCAUCGUCCUGUGUGCUGACCUCAACUCGCUGCCCGACUCUGGUGUGGUGGAAUACCUGAGCAAUGGAGGAGUGGCCGAGAACCACAAGGACUUCAAGGAGCUACGCUACAACGAAUGUCUGACCAACUUUAGCUGCAAUGGCAAGAACGGCAACUCGGACGGAAGCAUCACACACAGCUUCCAGCUGAAGAGCGCCUACGACAGCAAUCUGAUGCCUUACACCAACUACACAUAUGACUUCAAGGGCGUGAUUGACUACAUCUUCUUCUCCAAGACCCACAUGAGUGUCCUGGGCCUGCUGGGACCGCUGGACAGCCAGUGGCUCGUCGACAACAACAUCACCGGCUGCCCCCAUCCCCACAUCCCCUCGGACCACUUCUCCCUGCUGGCCCAGCUGGAGCUGCACCCUCCCCUGCCCCAUCCGCUCAACCCCCUCAACGGGCUGCACCUGCCGGUCAACAGGUAGUGCAGCCUGAGAGAGAGAGAGAAAGAGCCCCUGCCCACCCUUCUUACCCCAACCUUUUAAACACUGUCCUACCCCCCCUCCUCCCACUCUCCAGCUUUAUACAGGACCCUGUACAGUUUACCAAUCAUGUUAAAACUCAGACACCAUCCAACCCCUCCAACCCUAAGACACACCUACCCAAAAGGAGUGAAGUAUUCGCCCCGUUUGUUGCUCCUUUUUGUCUUUUUGCACACUGUAAAUGUUUAUUUUAUUUUUUCUUUUCCCCUUGAAAAGUCUUGAUACCAAAUGUUGGGCUUGGGAUGAAGCUGCUAUGGUAACCCCCAAUGUCAACUGUUUUUUUUGCCUUAGGUAUGAUCAUGACCGCUUGUAGAUUCUGCUCCUACAACAACAAACCUUAACUAGUUCUAUCAACCUUUUAAGAUAAAUCUACUACUGAUUGGCUGACUUUCAUCUGGGUUUCUUUUCACAUAGCUGUGAAAUAAUCUUUUUAGAGUGAUAACACAACAUGAUAUUAAUGCUGCACCACAGCAUGUAUAUUGUGUUAAACUCAAAGUCUAAAGAACUGGAACCUGAUACCACUCCCAAAUUAACUUGACAGUAAAAAAAUAAAAAAUAAAAGCAGUUAACACUACAAACAACUGAAUCUAAGUUAUGAAUGUUCAAUGAGGAUGUUAAAGGUUUGUUUAUAUCGGUACAUAUUUUAAAUUUUGAUCAAAAUACAAUUACAUACCUGCGAUUUUUAAGGUUAAAAGUACUGACUGGGCAUUUUAAAAGUAAUGUAAUGUCGUUGUAACACUAAAUUGGUGUGUUUCAUAUGGGAACUAGAAUAUGAAAUCAUCUCAUGUCACGGCUGUGGGUCAUAUUACAGCACUGAUAAUAUUGAUGGUGCACUGUUUGAGGGGGCUUUCAGAUUGACACCUGCUUUGUGGAAGAUAAGGAAUAAUAUCUCUCAAAUUCAACUUUUUCUGGAUAACGUUUCCACAUUGUUUGGGAUCAUGGUGCCUGAAAAGGAUGUCACCUGACUCAGCCUGAAAGCCGCCUCACAGUACUGCGUGGAUGUUACUGAGCUGCUGCAUUCAGCUGCAUUCACUUCUUCUAAUAUUUUCUUCUAUAAUACGGGUCUUGAACCUUCUCUUUGAUCACUGCUAAAUAUUUUACUUGCAAUGGUGGCCGAUUCACGUUCACUGUAGUUUAAAAGAUACAACUUGUGAGUCUUCUGCAGCACUAUAGGCAACAAAACAACUAAUUAAGGCCAGAUUUUUGCAAGCAUUGCAACCAAAUUACCCUCCCAUACUCGUUGACUUGCUUUGAAAAAAAAAAAAAUUUUAAGACAUGAAAUACAUUUGUAACACAAUCCUGACUUUGACCAACAGUGCGCUUAAACACUUUUAGCUUUUGAAGUCAUGCUUUGAGCAUCUACGGUCUUAAAAGAAUAUUGUUCUGUUUCCCAUCCCCUGACUGGCCAAAGAAUUUUCCCAGAAUGACUGACUUAUACUCUGCCGAUAAUAAGAUAAUAUUUAUUUAUUGGUGCCAGAGGGAAAAAAAAAAACUUCCUGAGAAGAUUCUGUUAAUGAUUCGUGACCAGGAGUUGAAUGUAUUUACCAAAGGCUCACUAUGAAAUUGGUUGUUGGAGCCUCUUAAUGCCAGAUUCCUGUGGACUCUAAACUUUGUAUAUUUGUGUGAGAUGAUUAGAACUAACAGCCCUUUAUGUAAGUUGUAACUCAGGGCUAUGCUAUGCAUCGAGCAGUACCUCUCCAACUAAAGACUCUCAGAGUCGCAUUGUACGAGCAAAACCAAACAGGAAGCUAUUGUUCUGAAAAUCCUUUAUAAGCACAGGUAAUGUAUGUACUUUACAUACAUAUAUGUUAUUGUUGCUGUUGUAGUAGAAGUCCCAUGUCUUUGUGCAUUUUUGAUAAAACUACUGCUGCACUUUUGCUCCGUUCCCAAAACGUGGGAAGUUCAAAAUUGUCUAAUUUUUGAGUCGUCAAAAGGUGCAAAAAGCGUUGAGAGACACUCUGGUGUCUUAAAACAUCAUCAUUUGGUUUUGUUCUUUUUAACGAGGCUCAAGUAUCAGUGCCGGAUCGACAAUAUGAAUGAAUGCAGGGGUACUUAUUUCAGCAUUUAGAGAAAGCCUAAAAAAGUUUGAGAAAAUAAACAAAUUGUUCAACAAAACCACCUUCGUCCCUUAAAAAGGUUGCAAAACCAGUGGCUCCAAACCUCAGGGUUGGGACCCACACAUAGGGCCAUGAGAUAAUUAACAAGGUAGUAAACAAGAAAAAUCAAAAUUCUGUUUAUUUUUGGGACUUUUUUCUAAUCUUUACUUCUUUUUCUCACUGUAUAGUUAGUGUCAGGGGUCAAUACAACUGCUUCACCUAGAAUAACAUACAGUCUAAAACUGCAACAAUCUGAUUUAGAAGAAUUGGUUAAAAAGAAUCAGUGUCUGUGACAUUUUUGGAUAUUUUAUGGUGCAUUUUGAUCGGAACAAAAACAAGAUACUGAUGUUUGAUACCCAGCACUAUCUAUGCAGAGGGACUCUAUAAGAGCUGCCAGUAUAUGCACUCAGUCUUUAACAUAUCUGGCAUGUUUCAUGCUGCAGUGUCUUGUAAACCCCGACCUUUAGAGAUUGAAUUAGUUAAAUUAGUCAAAGCACUUGCUCUGUUCAGUAUUUAAUAAAUAAGAAGCCAUAAUUAUUUUGGGACAAAUGGUGUCAGCACAACACGGCACCCUGAACCUGAACCUCAGCUUUAAACCACGCUCAGAUCAGUUUAACUGGCCUGGACGGGCAGUAUCGGCUUUGCUUCAGUUGCACAUGAUUUGACUCUAACAAGUACGCCUCCAGUUUUGGAGGAGCGGAUGUUUGUGAGCAUCUUGAGGCCUAUACUUCACUCCUGAACUCACCUCACGGGGUUUUCUGAUUUUGUACAACAGCUGUACAUAAAAUUAAACUGUCUUUGAUGACAGGGCGUCUUUCGCAUCUGUGAGGGGAAUGUACCAUUCUCCAGAUAAAGGGGCGUAUUUUUUCUCACAAAUCAACAAUGUACUUGGUGUUGUACUUUUUUCUUUGCCCGGUGCACUACGAUCUCAUAUGUGAAUACCACCUCCACCUGUCUCUAAUGCUCUUGUAGAGGCAAAAACGUCUCUGUCCAACUUUGUUUUUGAACUACGGGCAUUUUCUGUCUCUAACUAACAUGCAGUCUUUCAACUGGUACUUUGUACAAUUCAGUAUUACCAAGUUUUUGAGAAGAAAAGAUAAAUGUUCUAGGUUUAAAAGCAGUUUGUCUUGAUGGCUUUUAUUUCUCCAGUGCACAUUUAAGUGUCAUCUCAAAGGUUUUCACACUCUGAGAUGAUGCUUAAUCAAAAUUAUUUAGGUUUUUCUUCUUUUUCUUUGAUGUCUCCCCUCUGAGUUUUCCCAAAAAUGGCUUUCCAGAUCCCUUUCACAUCUCUCUCCACAUGUCAUCCAAUAUCCACAGCCACUUCUUUUACUUUUUCCACAGUAAUAUCCAACUAUCACUACCUGUAAGCAUUUGACCUAUUAAUUUUGUUUUCUGUAGAGCGCACCUCACAUACUUUUUCUACAAACAACGUGCCUAGUUUGUACAAUUUCUCCAACAGCAGCACUGCCCAUGAGACCAAGACGCUCAGAGAUUAACCCAGCGCCAUCAUCCAGCCAUUCAUCCAUCCAUCUAUCCAUCCCUUCAUCCUUCCAAUCCUUCCUGAAACAACCUUUGGGGAUGUGAUCAUUAGGAAUUGAAACUGAGGAAUCAUUGCUCACCUCAGGCUGGUUUAUGUUUUUUUGUAUCCAUAAUGUCAAGGACAAAUCACCCAUUUCUACCAGAGAUCUGAAAUGCACACUGUCACUUGUUUGCUUGUUCACUUGUUUGCUGGUGAGUUUUUUCUUUCUUUUUUGCAGAUUUCCUCUGCAAUGACCUAGCUGUAUUUUCCACAGGAUUAUCACAACCGCCAUCGCAUGCGAUUUCUGAAUGUAAAAUCCUGUUAUUCAAUAUCUGGCCCUGGUUUGUUUUGUUGUCCUCCACUAAUAAGUUUAUUCAGGCUAAGUUUACAGCAAUGUGGUCACUACAUGAGGUUAUGAGUCUUUGGUGGCCAAUGGGACGCCCAGCAAUGUUCACUGGGGAAAAUGAGGAUUAUCUGACAAAGUGUUAAGCAUUUAGACGAAAGGGUUUUGUUGUCUUUAUUCUGCUCUAACAUGUUGACCUUGUCGGCCUCCAGUGAGGCCUGGUCGCUGCAAUAUGAACUUAAAGGAUGCUGCGUAAAUGUUUUCCUCCCAGUGUAUUAACCUGGAAAGGGAAUUCAAAAACAUGACAUCAAAUAAAUCUGAUAUCAUGGAGAUUAUGCACUAUUUGAAGUGAGCUGUUACAACCUCUAAUGUACCAUGUAUAGAGGAUAUAUCAAGAUUUACUGACCACAGGUUAAUGCACUGGUUAAUUUGCUGGAAUGAGGCAAUUAUAAAUUAAGAUUUGGUCUACAAAGCAGAAAAGGCAGCAACUUCUGUGUCAAAAGUUGAACCCCAUCAGUUUCCUGUCUUCACUUCAAAACUGUAAUUUGGUCAAAAUGUCAUCUAUGAAUUCUAAGAGAGAGAAAUGUCAGCAUUCCUAGAAAAGGUAUUUUUAAGUUGCUGCCUUUCAGCAACUUUCAGUAGACUUGUUUUAGCCGUGUGUAGAAAAUGAAGUGAAACCGGGUGAGGACCCUCAGCCACCAGCAGUCACCCCAAAAAGGUGCUACAUUAUUUCUCGAGGAUUUUAAAGAACUGCACUUGAACCUGUCGUAUGUAACUACAAUGUUAAGUUUCUGUUUCCAGACCAGCACCCCUUCACUACAUGGGUUUUCAAUCCUACCAGCCUCCACCACAGAGUGGAGGAAGCAGUCAGUGAGCAUUUGUCUGAAAGAGAAAACCUGCAGCUUUGUGGUGAAGAGCUGCUAACAUUAGACACAACACAGGUUUUGUAUUGUGGAAUCCAAAGAAUGCAUCAUGUUUGACAAUAUAAUCAAAAAAGUUGCAAAACUGUAGUGACACAAGUUACUGUGCGCCCGUGAAGACGGGUGGAAGUUUGUCAAACGUAGGUGGCGGUGCUGACUUUGUUGUGUUCCUCUGACUAAAAAAGAAAAGGAAAAAAAUACAGAUCUAGCCUCGAUAGAAGUCCUUUUCACUUUUCUUUUACAAGCUGAGUUGCUGUUGCACAUUGCAGUUUAAGUUGUGUUCUCAACUGUCAGAAGUAUCCCAAAAACUGGAUAAAUAUAAAUGAACAAAUAAAUAAAUACAUAAAGAUUUAAAAUCUGUAAAAGCCACAAAAUCUAUUUUGAAGGCAAUUAAACGGCAAAUGAAAUAUAAUUUUUAAAAGAUGUUUCACCUGUCGUAUCGCUGUAAUUUUCAUGCUUCCAUAUGAUUAAGGAAUGACAUGCUCCUCCACAAAUCCAUUAACUUUUUAUAAUGGCUGAAUUUUAAUAGCACUUUUCCAAGUGCUUAACUGGACAAAGAAAAAAUCAAAAAAUAAAAGCAAAGCAAGUAAUCAGAUGAUACAAUAUGGUAGUUAUUUGGUAUUUGCCGUUUUGGGGGCCUCAGUGGCUCCUGGAGGCCCUAAAGCUGCUACUCUGAAGACCUGUUGUUGCUCUAUGUAACUUUGGUGAGCAGGUACGAUCUCCCUCUAACUGAGUAAUAGUCAGUGGGUUAAACUGUCAGAAUCAGGCCCAAGGCGUUCCAGAGUAAAGCUGAACUGUAGAACAGUUAAAAAGAAGUAAUUAAAAACCAGUGUUCAUCUCUGAUAUCCAGCCAGGAAACUGACGCAAAUAUCAAGAGUUAGAAACAAAGUUUGAUCUGUGGUACGGUGACAACAUGUCCUGCUCCAGAAGCAGGGGAUUGUGGGUAAUAUACACCAUUCAGCUGUAUUUCAGUUCAGUGAGCGGGCCGAUUUAUAGGCUUUGUUUUCUGUGCAUAAAGAUUGUUUAACUGCUCAGACUCUGGAGCCCAGCAGAGUUAAAGACCAGUAUUGGCUGCAGAGGGCGCUAUUACUCAGCAAAGAUACAUUUUGUUGCUUUAAUCAUACUUUACCAAUCACAUUACAAAUUAUGGUAAACAUUAGUCAGUGCUUCCAAACUUCCAAAUUUUUGAACCAAGAGCUGCUAACUGAGCAGUCAUUACCAAUGUUGGUGGCUAAAGGGAGCUGGUACAGACAGCAGCUCUGUGCAGCUCAAGGGAAGCUGGAAUAAAUUAUAAAUCUGAGGAUGAAAAAGGUCCAGAAGACCCUCCCUUACUUGUCUAGUCUUAGACUAACCUCCCUUUGGCAAACUGAAAAAAACUCAACCCACCUUCUUCUUUGACCAGUCUCUCCCCUUAAUAAUAGUCAUUUAUGUACAAUCCCUUCUAUGUAGAUUAACAAUCCCAUGCUGAAUUGAAUAAAUUGAUAAAAUGCAGCAAAAAAACAAUAAAUUGAUAUUUAUACAAAUAGAGUGAUGGGACUUCUUCAGAGGCUACAGCUGUAUUUGACAUGUGAGCAGUAACACCUCAGUUGAAACCAAACAUACUCGACAGCACUUGUAUCAUUGCUCCACAUCCCCCCUUCCCCCAACACUCUCCCCACCUCCUGUAGGCAAUAAACAUGUCACUUUUGAAGAGUC